CCCUGGGGUUUCGGCCCCUGGUGAUAUCUAUGGAGCCCAGGACGCCCCCUGCGUCGCUGCCUGGGGCUGUCCGCUGUCACCACGGAGCUCAUUCUAAGCACAGGGCUCAGGGUUUAUUUUUGGACUGCCAUGGAGACUGUUUCUUCCAUUUGGAGGAAGGGGGUAGAGCUGAGCUCAACAUGAACUUCCCGCUCUGACACUCCGGGCUGGGACGAGCAGGCAGCAGCCAAGCGCCCCUGAGCUGCACCCUCACAGGGGACACAGUCUGGAGUGUUUGCCAUCUAUAAUAAGCUCUGUACCUGGGGUUGUUUUGUCAUGGCUGUCAGUUACAGCAGCGUUACCCAGCCAGCCCUGCUUGCCCAGCAGUACCCUCCAGCCCUGCUGCCCAAGCCUGGCAAAGAUAACGCCCGGCUUCAGAAACUACUCAAGAAAUCCGCCAAGAAAAAGGCAGCACCUCAGACCAUACAGACACCAGCUCCUUUCCGCUCAAGUCUGUCUCCUGUGAACGAAGCGAGUGCCGACCUAGAGCACAGCGACCACUCCACUCCUCCCAAAACCCCAGAGACCCCUUCAUAUGCCUCGCAGCCGCCCAGGUUCAGCGUCAGACCACUCUAUCAGCAUGUGUCGUCUCCCUAUCCUCAGCAACGGGGAAUUUCAUACGGCAGAAGAGCCUUGUUCUCCCCACAGCCCUUCUCUCCUCCAGCCAACGUGCACCCUCCGUACUUCUACAGCCCUCCGCCCCCGCACGCUGGGCUCCCGGUGGUGCCAGGGUCAGUCACUCAGGCAGUGACAACACUGACACCUGGGCCAACUUCCUCUGUGUCUAAAAUAACAAUGCCAACUGUUGAAAUGAGAAUACCAGCUCCCAUUCCAGUUGUUGAGACAGUUUCACACACGAUCAUAAGACCUACUACUGUGAUAAGCCCGCUGAUGAAGCCUAGGAGUCCACGUCCGACAUUUAAAGCGUCGCUUUCUAGAUCACCCAAACCCAUGUUUGAGGUUCCUCAGAUUCAGAUGUAUACUGCAAAUACAUAUGAGGUCAUAAAAACUCCUCUGCAUGAUUCUACUGGAUUAUCUGCAAUUGGAGGCACAACAACACAAAGAAGAACUCCUACAUCAGAAUUAAGAAGAGGUCUGACACCUACAUCAGAAGUCAAAAGAGUUUUAACUAACACAUCAGAAAUCAAAAGAAGUGUUACACCAACAUUAGAUGUGAAGAGAGGUCUAACUCCUACGUCUCAAGUCAAAAGAACUGUGACACCAACAUUGGAGGUGAAGAGAGGUUUGACUCCUACAUCAGAAGUCAAAAGAGCUUUAACUCCUACAUCAGAAGUCAAAAGAGCUUUAACUCCUACAUCAGAAAUAAAAAGAGCUUUAACUCCUACAUCAGAAGUCAAAAGAGCUUUAACUCCUACAUCAGAAAUAAAAAGAGCUUUAACUCCUACAUCAGAAAUAAAAAGAGCUUUAACUCCUACAUCAGAAAUAAAAAGAGCUUUAACUCCUACAUCAGAAGUCAAAAGAGCUUUAACUCCUACAUCAGAAAUAAAACGAAGUUUGACACCAACAUCGGAUGUGAAGAGAGGUCUAACUCCAACAUCAGAAAUCUUAAGGCCUAAGACUCCAACUUAUGAUUCUUCAUUAUCAAGAACGUCUUCUGGCCGUCCAAAGACUCCAUCCUAUCAUGUCACUCGUUCCAAAACACCUGUUUUUGAAAUAUCACGACCCAAUCCACUUCUAUUUGCUGUCUCACCAAUUACUACAGAGACACAGAGAUCAAAAUCACCUUCCCCGGUCUCUCCAACAUCUCCAGCAACAGAGACCGAACAAUCAAAUGAGCUAGUGAAUGCUAAAAAUGCAGCUACACCAAAUGGAGUGAUUAGUUUACAUGAAAAUGUUUCUAAACCAGAUGCUCCCAGACCAGAGACUAUAGAAGUAGUCAAGUCCACAAGACCAAAGACCCCCACAGCUCCACUUGGCCAUCAGAGACCCAAGACCCCCACGGCUCCACUGGGCCAUCAGAGACCCAAGACCCCCACAGCUCCACUGGGCCAUCAGAGACCCAAGACUCCGACAAAUGUUUCACCAAAACCAACAACAACCUCAUAUGGGUAUCAAAGACCUAGGACCCCUUCAUAUGAGUCUCAUGUGACACCAACCUAUGGAUAUCAGAGGCCUAAAACUCCCUUGUAUGAAGGGCCAAAACCUCCCACUCCUGCAACUCAGACGCCCAAAACCCUCACCUAUGAGCCUGCCAGGCCUCCAAUUCAGUCACUCAGAAAUCAGAGACCAAAGACUCUUAUUUAUGGAACGUCACCGCAAGUCUCACCUUCAGCAUUUCAAAGGCCCAAAACACCAACCCACGUAGCCCACCAACCAAAGUCAACAUAUUAUGGAUUGACUCCUGCUGAAUAUGUUGCACAUGGAGGAAUCCAAAGUUACACACCCUCAUUUGGGUUGUCUCGGUCUAAGACACCAACACAGGAAGAAUCUAAAAACACAGCACAUGCAUCGGAAGAAUCGAACACAGCUCAGCAGGAGACAGUCGGGAAAACACAACCUCUGGUUGAAGAAACCCACAAAGAGGACAAAACCAUUUUGAAACAGGAAGUGACACCCACUCCAGCUAUAAUGGUUCCAACUAUAGUUGUUUCCCAAGCUUCAGAUGCCACAACUGUUUCUUCACAUGAACCUCAGAUUGCAGAGACACCAAGAGUCCAACCUGUUUUACAGGAGACACCAAAGGUUAGUGCUCCAGAAACUAAAAUAGGGAUUAAAACACCAGCAAAGAAGACAGAGCAAAGCCCAGUACCUGAUGCCCCAAAGCCAAAGACACCUAUCACUGGCGUCAAACCACCCAUACUUCCUCCUGCAAACAUCAACUCUGACAGCAACAAAGCACCUCUUGCCAAAGAUGCAAAGCAAACCGCAGAAAAAGUACAUGGUACUGUCACAAAAAUCAGUCAACAAUCAGUAGACACUAAAGAGCCACCCAAGAUCAAAGCACCCAUCAAACAAAUUGACAGCACAAAAAUGGUAGAAACCGUGUCAACCACUUCAACUCCCAUUGAGAAAGACUCAGCUACUCCAAAGGCUGUUACUGAGAGUCCGAUGCCGAUCAAACAGAUGGACACAAAUCAGGACAAGGUCAAACCUGUUCCCACCCUUGUUCCCUCCACACCUCCUUCAUCAGCCUCAGAGACGAAAGACACCGGCAAUGAUUUGCCAGCAGCAGAACCUCUUCUUAAAGUUAUUAAAAAACCAAAGGGCAUGAAAUCGAAACUCAGUGGUUGGUCGCGCCUCAAGAAGCAUAUGGUGGUGGAGGUGGAGGAGCCAAAGUUUCCAGAGACAGAGUGUCAAAGUGAAGCCAAGAAGGAAGAUGGACCCAAGAUAAGUGAAACUAAAGAUGAGGAUAAGACGGCCGUGAAGGCGAGUGAGAAGUCGGGGAGCAACGAUGGAGACGAGAGCGAACCACCGAAGCCCAAAACCAUUCAGAUGUGGGAUGCUGUCCUGUUCCAAAUGUUCUCCACCAAAGAGAACAUCAUGCAGCAGAUCGAAGCUAGCAAAAGUGGGGAUGAGAAAGAGGAUUUAAAGGAUGUAGCUAAAGAAGUCCCAGCAUUUGCCCAUCGUCUUCCCGUGCUCCUGUUCAGCCCGAGGUUUGACGCCAAGCGGCUGAGGGAGGCAGCAUCCAGGCCACUGACGAAAAUUUCAACCGUGUUUGAGAUGGCUUUGAUAGGUCGCAAAAACAAAGAAGAGGAACCAAAAGACUUUAACAGAACAGCAAGAGGGUUCGCUGCUCCUUAAGCUACAUCUGCUUCGACUAGUAAAUUGAGAUGAACAUGUUUCAGUGUGUUAUUGUGUACAGGUCUAGAAAUGUUAGUGACUAUGUACAGGUUCCUUGUCUCUGCUUGAAUCUGAAUGACCUUGAUGGCAGUUUCUAGAAGAAUUGGUCUGACCUUUAUACUUGACAAAUAUUGCAUUUGGAGUGCCAGCUGUGUGACUGAUUGUUUCACCGUUAGUUUUGUGUCUUCAUGUCCCUUUUUCUGGUAUAUGAAACAAUUCCCUUCAUAAAAAGAAGAAGAGAUAUCUUUGUCUUAAAGGAUUUUAGACUUCUUCUGCGAGAGAAUUAAAGUGUACAUGAUUUAAUUAA
This is a messenger RNA of Hypomesus transpacificus, 4147 nucleotides long. RefSeq names its product proline rich 33 (gene prr33). Lineage: Eukaryota; Metazoa; Chordata; Actinopteri; Osmeriformes; Osmeridae. The transcript is spliced from 3 exons. Bases 316 to 3801 code for a protein of 1161 amino acids. The record is from RefSeq and is a predicted model, not a curated record.